Hyaloscypha bicolor E is the source of this 632-nucleotide messenger RNA. RefSeq lists its product as uncharacterized. NCBI's taxonomy places the organism in Eukaryota, Fungi, Ascomycota, Leotiomycetes, Helotiales, Hyaloscyphaceae. Bases 136 to 564 code for a protein of 142 amino acids. The record is from RefSeq and is a predicted model, not a curated record. The transcript has 2 exons.
CAAGUUUGAUCCACUGUCAUGGACGGGCCGCAAUCCCAGGUCCAAUAGUGGAUGGUAAAUGGGACAUAUAUCUGGGGCAUUCUAAGGGAAUCUCUUUGUUUCAAGUCAUGGACCAGCUUUUAACUCUUCCUCACGAUGUUCGUUCAAGGCUGUGGCAUGGCAAGCUACGACAUUGAUUGGGCUGUCAUUUCUGGAAUCAAUGCCUACCCUGCUUGGAAUACUUACUUUGGAGUUGCCAGUAGCGGAGUCACAUUCGGUACAAUCAAUGCUCUCAUGAAUAUUGGCAACUUUCGUGAAACUCCCUUCAUGUCGUUGGCAGACACGAUCGGCCGAAGGGGCAUAAAAUUUGUUGGAAAUGCAAUUGUUAUAGCAAAGAGAGACGUCUCAAAUUUCACGUUUAUUGGGCAGGUGCAUAUGGACAUAUGGUACCCUGAGCAUCGAGGUCUAAGCAUUGUCCCAGAUUCGGAUGUCUUGAAAGAUAUCAGCGUUCUGGAGGAAUGGAGCUCUGAUAGCGUUUGUCGGUAUGGUUUUGACGGACUUGCACUAUUUCUACUAACUGGCUGAUCUUUUGAUCUGAGGACAGGGAAGAAAGACCUCCCCGCAAUCACAUUGAGAAGACUGCAUUAGAAGCU